Messenger RNA from Notolabrus celidotus (New Zealand spotty), 4153 nucleotides. It is a transcript of the gene slc33a1, whose product is annotated as solute carrier family 33 member 1. The coding region runs from base 471 to 2093 and encodes 540 amino acids. Gene Ontology annotation, molecular function: acetyl-CoA transmembrane transporter activity. NCBI's taxonomy places the organism in Eukaryota, Metazoa, Chordata, Actinopteri, Labriformes, Labridae. The record is from RefSeq and is a predicted model, not a curated record. Gene Ontology annotation, cellular component: membrane. The transcript is spliced from 10 exons.
CACGUCAGCUUUGGGUGCUGGACACAUUUCGGCGUCGCACACACUGCACUUCCUGGUGCUGCUAUUUUGAUAUCAACCGAUGUGAUAGGUUUUAUGCCAAACGGUAGUAACAUUUUGAUGUUUUUGACAUUGUCAUAUUCGGAAAACUUAUGCGAAUCAUUACCGACUGAAGGGAAUCUCGAAUUGUUGCUGUUCGGUUCUUUAAUUCAGCGAUUUGUGAUCUGUUUGUUUGAAUCGGCAUGCUCUCAUCGUCACUAGCAGGAUCAGGUUGGCUGAACGUGUGUUGUGAGUGGAAGGUACAGGUUGUAACCGGCUACAUAGAUACGGAGGUGACAGUUCAAGGAGAGCUUCGUAUAUGAGCAUGUACCAGUGUAUUUCACGGCGGGUGUGUAAGGAUGGCCAGUUUACAGAGGAGUAUAAAGUGCAGUGAUUUGCCGGGGGCGCAGCAGGUUUGAUGCCCAUGUUCCAACAUGAACGGACGGCAGAGGAAACUGGCAGGUGCCAAUGUCCCAACCGACAUUAUGAGGGGUACGGGCAGAGGAGAAUCAAGCUCCUCUGAACCAGAACUUGAAGAGGAAGUAGAGGGUCUUAUCAAAGAGUCAGACUCUGAGGACAGAAGGCACAGAGUCCAGCCUGGGAUUCGUGGCGAGUUGACCAAUGUAUUGCUUCUUCUGUUCCUUUAUGUGCUACAAGGAAUUCCUCUGGGACUGGCUGGUAGUAUUCCUCUGAUCUUACAGAGUAAGAAUGUGAGUUAUAAAGAUCAAGCAUUCUUCAGUUUUGUCUUCUGGCCAUUUAGUCUCAAGCUUCUCUGGGCACCACUGGUGGAUGCUCUCUACUUCACUAGAUUUGGUAGAAGGAAGUCAUGGCUGGUUCCCACACAGUACCUGCUUGGCCUCUUCAUGAUCUACCUCUCUAUGUCAGUCGAUUUGCUGCUGCAGAGCGAAGGAGGCCCAAAGGUGGUGACACUUACUGCAGUCUUCUUCAUGCUUGCCUUCUUGGCAGCAACACAGGAUAUAGCUGUUGAUGGUUGGGCCCUGACAAUGUUAUCCAGACAGAAUGUGGGCUAUGCUUCUACGUGCAACUCUGUGGGCCAGACAGCCGGCUACUUCUUAGGAAAUGUGCUUUUUCUGGCACUGGAGUCUGCUGACUUCUGCAACAAAUACCUCAGAGUAGUGCCCAAAGAUACAGGCAUUGUCACUUUGUCAGACUUCUUGUUUUUCUGGGGGAUGGUGUUCCUGGUUUCCACCACAUUGGUUGCCAUCAUUAAAAAGGAAAAUGAGCAUGGCAAAGGAAAGAGGAGAGUGCAUGAAGAGACACAGGGCGUCAUGGAAACCUACAAGCUGCUGUUCUCUAUCAUCAAAAUGCCCACAGUCUUCACCUUUUGCACCCUGCUUCUCACUGCUAAAAUUGGUUUCUCUGCAGCCGAUGCAGUGACCGGUCUGAAGCUAAUAGAAGCAGGAGUUCCCAAGGAGCAGCUGGCACUGCUGGCUGUGCCCAUGGUUCCUCUACAGAUCCUGCUACCUGUAAUCAUCAGCAAAUACACAGCAGGGCCCAGACCUCUGGAUAUCUUCUACAAGGCAUUCCCCUUCAGGUUGCUCAUAGGACUGGAGUAUGCUUUCCUGGUGUGGUGGACCCCAAGUGUUAAACAAGACGGAGGCUUCCCUCUGUACUACUACGCCAUUGUGCUGCUUAGCUAUGCAUUGCAUCAGGUGGCGUUGUACAGUAUGUAUGUGGCCUGCAUGGCCUUCCAUGCCAAAGUGAGUGACCCCCUCAUUGGAGGGACCUACAUGACCCUGCUGAACACCGUCACAAAUCUCGGUGGAAACUGGCCGUCCACUGUGGCUCUGUGGUUGGUGGAUCCACUGACCUCUAAGGAGUGUCAGGGAGCUGAGGCCCAAAGCUGUGGCUCUAUAGAGGAGUCAGGGCUCUGUGUAAAGGAGGGCGGUGCUUGUGUGACCACAUUGGACGGUUACUACGUGGAGUCGGUGGUGUGUGUAGUUAUUGGUUUAGCUUGGUGGGUGUGGUUAGGGAAGAAAAUGAGGCAGCUGCAGGAGCAGAGUCCAGCUGCGUGGAGGUGCAGAGCUGAUCAGUGACAACACUUGACCACUGACUCUCUUCUUCUUAUUUUCUUUCACACUCUGUUUCCAACAAUGACUGAAAGGUUGGAAAUAAGUAAGUCCACCCAUAUCCAUUUGUGUAGUCCAUCUGGUCACACUCAAGAUGCUACAUUUAGAAAGCAAUGUUUCACACAAUUGGUAUCAUGAAGUACAUACAUUUGAUGAAAGAUACUGUUGUCUUUGAGAGGAUAAAUCCUUAUGGCUUUUCUUCCCAACUGUAACAGAGGCCUCAAAUGUAAACAAGCUGUUAGACUAGCUAAGAACUUUUACACAUAAUGUUGACUUUUCUUUUAAACCGUUCUCUGCUGCUCAGAACAACAAACCAAAACAUUGCUAAGUCUAGGUUUAACCUGCUUUAAUGUACACAUUACUGAGUUUACUUAGUGUCAACACAUGUUUUUGGUGCAGGUUUUGCAUUUGGCCCAAAUUGCAACAACAACCUUUAAAUGAGCACUAAACUCAGCUCUUGUGACUUUGCCUUCCUGCUAUAUAGCACAUCAAUAAUAAAAGGAUACUUAAGGGAAAGUCCAGGCAAAACACACAAAUGUGCACCUGCAUACUGACUAUAUGCACCUUUCAAGAACUGUCUGGAUUAUGUUCAGUCCACUCUCUGUUAACCAAAGCAGGUUAAACCCAGUGUCAAGAAUCAGUUCUGCUUGUAUCUCUUAUUUCAUCUUUUCUUUUUACAUCUUGAAGUAAUUUGUGCCUUGGUACGUUUUUCUAUUGAGCAACUUUGAGGUAAUCUUGUUGAAGCUGCAGUUGAACUGUAAAGGUGGGCUAGGGAAGACUUUAUUUUGGUAAACAGAAACAUGAUUGGUUGCAUAACCCAGUUUUUUCCCCCAUUAUUUUACACAUUAAAAGAUGCAUUCCUUAUAUACAUGUAUGCAUAAAAUAUAACAAAUGUUAUCAAUCACUCCUUCUGUAGUUCUGGAAUAUUUCAUACUGUAGCUGUCUUUUUUUUCUCAGACUUUCCUGAAAUCUGGUCAGUUUUACAUAGGAUCAUCAUAGGAUUCAAUCUUUCAAACUAGUAUGACAGCUAGCUUUUAAAUGUUCACCUUUGUUAUCAAAAGGGUUUUAUUAUUAUUUUUACCAAGUUGCAACAAGAAUAUAUACUCAAGACGUACAUAUUUUAUUUUCUAGAUCUGCUUUUUUGUUCUCGCAGCAUUAUUAUCUGUAAAUGCAACAUAUUAUUACAGAGAUCAUCAUUCUGGAAAGCUUUGUAGUGGAGAAAAGGAUUGGAAUAAAACUGUACUGUCAUUUUAUAUCCUGCAAAAUACAACUCUGAUCCCCAAGCAGCAGCAGCCCUGAUGUCAAUAUGACAAACAAACGCCUGGUUAAUGUUUUGUAAAUUGUACAUAGUAGUACAUGUUGCAGUAUUUCCUCUAAAGCCAGCAUUGAACAUCCAACUGCUUUGUCAAAUGUUAAUGUUUAAGCACACAAUCAGGGUUCAUGUUGGGAUAUCAGACUGAAGUUUGGAUUUCUUAUGCCUUAUUUAUGAUUUAAAUAUUGUUUUUUUCUUUUUAGCUGCCUUUCAGUUUUGUCUGACUCUGCUGUCAUCUGUAAUGGGACUUUCAUACUCAUUUUUCCAGCAGGUCAGUGUAGUAUGACAUGUCUUACUAAAAGCCCUCAAUGCCGUUAACAUGGCACCACUACAUCAAUUUUCUCUGAACAUUUGGCUUCUUGAAAUUUGUAUUUUAGGAUGUUUUUUUGGAUCACUAAGGUCUGACUUUUUUGUAUUGGUAAAUUAUCUCAGUUUACAGAAAUGUUUUGUUUAAUUAAUUCAUUUUUUCCCUCCUUCACUUUUGUCAUAUAAUCCUCAAACGUGAAAUUUUUAUUUUCCUUACUUUGCACAUGUUUUGUUAAGGGUCCAAAUCUACAAUCAAAUACAAGGACGGCACAGGGUGACAGUAGAGACAAAUUCAAAUGUACUUGCAGCAGUACUGUAAUGUCCGGAUGACAAACAUGAUGAACUUUGACAUUCGUAGGAUGUAAUAAGAUUUUAAAUAAAUCUUAUGGAAUAAAAAGAAAUAUCACCA